Balearica regulorum gibbericeps (East African grey crowned-crane) is the source of this 1038-nucleotide messenger RNA. Lineage: Eukaryota; Metazoa; Chordata; Aves; Gruiformes; Gruidae. The record is from RefSeq and is a predicted model, not a curated record.
AUGGGUGCAUCUGAGCACUCGGCCACUGUAGUCUCUGUUAUCAUUUACCUUCAGGAAAAGGCAAAACUUCUGAGAAGUCAGCCUGCUCGGACUGUGGAACCCAAAGGCCUUCUGUAUGUCCAGCAGAGAGAGUUUGCGGUGACCACUCCUGAAGAUGGUUCUGUUUCCAUUCUUGGAUCAGAUGAUGCAACUACCUGCCACAUAGUUGUGCUCCGACACACAGGCAGCGGAGCCACCUGCCUGACGCACUGCGACGGCUCAGACACAGAAGCUGAGGUGUCACUCAUCAUGAGCUCAGUAAAAUCUUUCUCUGACACCACGGGAUACGGAAGGCUGGAAGUGCACCUAGUUGGAGGUUUCAAUGAUGAUAGGCAGUUAUCACAAAAACUUACUAAUCAGCUUCUUAGAGCAUUUGAUCUCCAACCAGAUGAUGUCCAUUUAGUGACUUUCUGCGUAACAGAACUAAAUGACAGAGAAGAAAGGGACAUUCACUUUCCAAUUAUUUAUGGAAUAGCUGUGAAUGUUAAAACGGCAGAGAUUUUCCCUGCAACCUUCCCAGAAAAAGGGCCUGAUGAAGAUUUGCGUUCAGCCCAUGUUUUAACAGGAGCAACACUGACCAACAUUUAUGACACCAAGAGGGAACAACUACAUAUUGGGCCUUAUUUCUGGAGUCCUUUCCCCCACGUGGAUUUCUGGUUGGAACAAGAUGAUCAGCAGAUUUUACAGAACCUUUCCACAUCGCCCCUGGCUGAGCCACCCCACUUUGUCUCCCACAUUAGAUCUACAUUAACAUUUUUAAAAGACCAUCCAUUUCCAUCUUGCUCCCUGUUUCCUGACAGGAAACCUCGCAUCUACAAAAAAAACGAAGAAGGGUUGUGGGAACAGGUUUGUUCUGACAAGAUCUGACCUGGACCCAACCGCCACACCUGCGUUAGGGACGUACAGUCUUGCAAGAAGAGCCAGUGUCACAAAAAGCGUAUGGCUGCUCACAGAUACUGCUGCUCCUGCGCUUUUCAGAAUAAAAUAUUUUGACAGAAG